AUGAGUGUUUUCGCACAAACACCAAAAGAAAAUCAAGGCGAAGCAUAUUUAUUCUGGUGUUUAGCACUUUCUGUAACAGGUUUCCCUGUCCUUGCAAGAAUCUUAGCUAAUCUUAAACUUUUAUAUACAAAGCUUGGAAAAGAUGCAUUGACAGCAGCUAUGUUAACCGAUGCAUAUGGUUGGGUUAUGUUUACCUUGUUGAUUCCUUAUUCGACUAGAGGUGGAAAGCCUUAUCUCUCAAACAAGUAUGAACACGUGGCGAAAAUCACACUUGUUGGACGUGUUGACGGGAGUGUGUAUUUGUUCGUACAUUACGGAUUCUCUCGACUCAACUUGCCUUUCCUUUUGAAGCAAAAGAAUGCGGGUUUAAUGUUUUUGGUUAUGCUUUUGUUAUGCAUACCUAAAGUUUUGAGCUCUGUGAUUGUCACUUUCUUCUUCGGUAUGCCUGCCCGAGAUGGAGUUGCCAUUGGAUUGCUUCUCAACACCAAGGGUAUCAUGGCUGUCAUACUACUGAAUAUUGCUUGGGACAAAAGGAUUUUGGAUCCAUAUACUUUCAUGGUUAUGAUGCUUGCUAUUAUAGUAAUGACUGUAAUGGUUUCUCCCUUGAUCAAUGCAAUAUACAAACCAAAAUUCCGAUUCAUGCAAUCGCAAUUAAGGACCGUGCAAAAACUGAGGUUCGAUGUGGAGCUUCGAAUCGUCGCUUGUGUCCACAAUGCUAAACAUGCCAAUAACAUGAUCCAUGUCAUUGAAGCCACAAAUGCUACUAGACUUUCACCUAUACAUGUAUCAGUAGCUCACUUAGUUCAACUCACUAGACAUGGCACAGCUAUUCUUGUUUCACAAAUGGAUAAUUCAAACAGCACGAUUGGUGGCGCAGAAGCAACCAACUAUGGAUCACAAUUAGAGUUUGAGAGCAUAACUAAUGCAUUUGAAAAACUCGUAGAACAAUACAAUGCGAUUAGGUUUGACAUAUCAAGUGUUGUCUCGUCCUACACAACUAUCCAUGAGGACAUUUACAAUGUUGCCGAAGAGAAACGCGCCAGCCUAAUUCUCCUUCCCUUUCACAAAGACUACUCAACAAUAGAAGAUGCUCCAGAAAUAAUCCACAAUGAACAUUGUGAGAUAAACAAAAAUGUUCUACAAAAAGCACCUUGUUCGGUAGGGAUCUUUGUGGAUCGCGGUUUAGGAUCGUUGUUAGAAAUAAAAUUACGCAUUAUAAUGAUUUUCAUCGGUGGACCUGACGACCGUGAAGCCUUGUCUAUUGCAUGGAGAAUGGCGGGGCAUCCAGGAACACAAUUACAUGUUGUGAGGAUCAAUCUGUUAGGUAAGGCUGCAGAAGAAACAAAACUAAAAAUGGAAAAAAGCAAGUCUCGUCAUGGAAUGUUGUCGACGGUUAUAGACAAUGUGAUGCAAAAAGAGUUGGAUGAAGAGUGUAUAAUUUCCUUUAGGCACAAAGCAGUGAACAAUAACGAUUCAAUUCUUUACUCAGAGAAGGAAGUCCAUUCGAAUACGGGCGAAGAGAUUCCAACGCUUCUUAACGAUAUUGAUAAACCUGGAUAUGAUUUGUACAUUGUUGGACAAGGAAGCGGUAAGAACUCGGUGAUUUUUUCGAGGUUGUUGGAAUGGUGCGACCAUCCUGAACUUGGUGUUAUAGGUGACAUAUUGGCUUCAACUAGCUUUGGUACGCAAUCUUCUGUGCUUAUUGUGCAACAAUAUUUGGUUGGAAGAAAACGCGUUAUGAGAAAAUGUCAUGAAGUGAAAACUGGUACUGAAAAUUUGUAA
Messenger RNA from Lathyrus oleraceus (garden pea), 1782 nucleotides. Its product is annotated as cation/H(+) antiporter 15. Gene Ontology annotation, biological process: proton transmembrane transport; regulation of pH. The record is from RefSeq and is a predicted model, not a curated record. Gene Ontology annotation, cellular component: membrane; endomembrane system. Gene Ontology annotation, molecular function: antiporter activity. Bases 1 to 1782 code for a protein of 593 amino acids. Lineage: Eukaryota; Viridiplantae; Streptophyta; Magnoliopsida; Fabales; Fabaceae. The transcript is spliced from 4 exons.